Molecule: messenger RNA, 774 nt
Organism: Penicillium expansum
Lineage: Eukaryota; Fungi; Ascomycota; Eurotiomycetes; Eurotiales; Aspergillaceae
Exons: 2
Coding region: 1-774 (257 amino acids)
Source: RefSeq, a predicted model, not a curated record
AUGCUUGAGCAGCGAUGGGAGAUAUCCAGACAUGACGGGGGGAGGGCUGCCCAGCGUGGGUCCGGCGGAGCUGUGCGAAAGCCUGUCCGUGGCGGUCUCUGUGUUUCGAUCUACCAGCAGCUGGUCAAACGCAACCCGGCCACCCAGGGCAUGGCUGGCUUUAUUUCCUUGGGAAGUCUCCAACAGCGGCCGAAAGAGAAAUGGGCGUGUCGCCGCAAUUCCACAAAUACGGUGAUCCUCACCAAAGGAAACGGCGGUCAACAUGCGAUUGUCAUAAUUGGGGAUAAGAAAGGCUUGGAUAUCGAAGACACUGGUAACCGGACCCAGUGCGAUGGAUGUUUCGGCCUCCUUCAGUUUCACCAAGAUUGCUCUUUUGAUCUAGCUUUCCUUUGGGUGGCUCUGCUGGUUGUUGCUGCCAGUGUCAAGCAGCAUUUCUGGGUUUUACUUGUUAUCAGAGGGAUUGGAAUCCUAGAGAAUAUUUUGGUUGCAGGAUCACUGCGAUACCCCGCCGCUUUUGGGAUGCCCCUUAAUUUCGAGAAUGUGAUUGGUGAGGCGAAAUUCAUGAACACUCUCUUCGCGGUGGAGCAGGCACAUCCGCAAGUAGGCAGGAGAAUGUUAGAUACCUUCUUCCCGGGGCUACGGCCGAAAGAGCGGGACAGAUGGGAUGAGUUUGGAAGGCUGGCGGACGGCUUGGAUGAGCGCUUUAUUCUGCUUGGCUUGGCUUUUGCUUCUAUUGCUUUGCAGCUACUACACAGCCGGGCCACCGCUGCUUGA